CGGAGACCCAAACUAACAACCUACUGUAACUUCCAAAGGAAUUACGAGUCUCGGAGGGAUUACUUUUAUUUUUAAAGCUGAACAUAUCGUCGUUUUUGCCCUGAAGGAAAAACAUGAACUUUUUAACAGUCUUGCGUCUUUUCGUCUUUACCAUCGUGGCUGUGAGAGGUGCAUCUAUACCGCUUGUGUUUGAGAGCGAGAGGCCUGCGCAGACAGCUGUGAUUGAUUUAUUGGAGGCGCUGAGUGAGAAAAGAUCUACCGUGGACAACAAGCUUGUGGAAUAUGAGGAGGAGGAUGAAGAGUAUUACUAUGAUGAUGAUGUUGAAGAAGACGAGGAGGAUGAGUUCUCUGGGGAUUAUGGGUUGCCGAUAGUUGCAUUUUCAAGUCAACCCAAAGACCCAAGUGCGGUUUUGAACGCGGAGAAACUUGAAGGCUCAAAGAGGAAGGGGCUCGGGAGAAAGAAGGGAAAAGGAAAGGGAAAAGGCAAGAAAAGAAACCCCUGUCUAAAAAAGUACAAGGACUUUUGCAUCCACGGAACCUGCCAGUACUUUAGGGAUUUAAAGGGGCCCUCAUGCAUAUGUGACCAGGGGUACUCAGGAGAGCGAUGUCACGAUUUCUCUCUGCCGGUGAAGACGAAUGACGGAGGGUAUGACCGCACUACAGCCCUUGCUGUGGUAGCUGUGGUUCUCUCUUCAUUAUGUCUGACCAUCAUUGGCCUCCUCCUGGCACUCAGGUUUCACAAGCAAGGUGCAUAUAAUGUGGAAAAUGAGGAGAAGAUUAAACUGGGAGCCGCUCCACACCACUAAACCAGACUGGAGAAGAACGGGCGACCGUGUGGAAAUUCUACCUCAAAAAAAAAAAAAAAAUGAAGUGGCGAAGUUGAAUGUUGUGAGGAGCAGCAGCGGGCACAGCAAGCUGAAUGGUGACCGUGUUUGUUUGGCAGGAGUCGAAACGCCUCAGCAAAGGGCCUGACUCAUUAAAGACUCGCUAAAAAAUUAAAAAAUUAAAAAAAGAAGUUCGCAGGAGAGCUCAAAACCUGCCCCGAACUGGACGCCGAGCUGUUCCAUACACAAUGAGAAGGAACUCUUCAGGGUUGGGAAUGUAGAUUUAGAGGCGAUGGAUGGCGAGGAUGUAGAGGCGACUGAGUUUUUUUUAGUACUGAUGAAGCCUUGUCUGAAAUAAGUAUUCUUAAAAAAAUAAGCAUUUGUUCGUCUGUCUUGUGCACUGUGUAUUUAAACGUUGCUGGCUAUGCUUUAAAUUAUUUAUUUAUGUAUAUAUAUUAAUAUUUAUUUGGAUUUAGACCAACUUCGUCCUGCCCUAAUGCACUGGCAACGUUUUUGAAAGUCUGUGUUGUUGUAUUUCUGUAUAUUAUUUUAUUUAUUAAAACAAGCAAUAGUAAUCGGUGUCGAAUCAGUGAGUACUGAACCGUGGUAGACUGAAAAUCUAAAUUGUGUAUCUAGUAAUAUAUAAUAUGCAGUUUUGAUGCAUUGAAUGAAGAGAACGUAAGUUAUUAUUUGUACUGUUUCAGCAAACGUCACGAAAAGUCAUAUUUCAAGCUUUCUUUUUUUAUGAAAUGGAAAGUCUUCGGCCAGUAAAAUGUUAGCAGAUAUUCAAUUUAUGAAAUGUGAAAUAUUUUAAGCAAGCAUUCUGCUUCAUAAGAGAUCAAUUGUUUCUCUCAUUGUAUGAAUCGACUAUUUUUUAUGCUCCCAAAGAAGAAAAUAAUAAAACGUCUUUUUAUAAUAAAA
Molecule: messenger RNA, 1745 nt
Organism: Danio rerio (zebrafish)
Lineage: Eukaryota; Metazoa; Chordata; Actinopteri; Cypriniformes; Danionidae
Gene: hbegfa
Product: heparin-binding EGF-like growth factor a
Cellular component (GO): extracellular region; plasma membrane
Source: RefSeq, marked provisional